Messenger RNA from Lachancea mirantina, 1287 nucleotides. Lineage: Eukaryota; Fungi; Ascomycota; Saccharomycetes; Saccharomycetales; Saccharomycetaceae. The record is from the annotation of a GenBank genome assembly.
AUGUUCAAGGCGCUGCUGGCAUUUUCAGUGCUGGGAACCACACUGGGAAAUGCUCACACCGAUUUAUCUGGUCAAAAAGUGUGCAGGAUUUAUACUAAUGACAGCUCCAAACUAGUCGAGGAGAUGCGCCAAGUCUAUGGCGGAGAGAUCGACAUUUGGGCGAAAAAUGAAGAGUUUGUAGAUGCUUGUGUUCCAGCUGAUGUGGCGUCACAGGUUUCUGGGUGCAACGUUAUGAUUGAGGACCUGGAUAGUGCAAUUAAGGAGACAUAUCCUCAGGGUACGACACAAUUUUCUGGUGUGCAGUCUACCUUCGACAUAGCAACCAGGAAGGUGCAUGACAUUUUCUUUGAAGAAUUCCGAGAUCUGGACACGAUUUAUACGUGGUUAGACCUUCUCGCCCUUACGUUCCCGGAGCUUGUCAAAAUCGAGUGGGUUGGACAGACGUUUGAGGGAAGGGACAUGAAAGCGCUGCACAUAAGCGCAGAUAACAGAGAAAUGAAUCCUGACAAGAAGACAAUUGUAAUCACGGGUGGUGUGCACGCACGGGAGUGGAUAAGUGUAAGCACGGCGUGUUACAUGAUCUACAACUUACUCACAAAAUAUGGCAAUAACAAGAAGGAAACCAAGUAUUUGAACCACCUCGAUUUUUUGGUGAUACCUGUGUUCAACCCCGAUGGGUAUGCUUACACGUGGACCCAUGAUCGUUUGUGGAGGAAAAACCGGCAGCAAACUUAUUUUCCCCGUUGUUUUGGUAUCGACAUCGAUCAUUCAUUCGAUUUUCAUUGGACUGGCGCCGAAGAUAUACCGUGUAGUGAAGAUUAUGGUGGAGAUUCACCAUUCGAGGCUCUAGAAGCCGAAUCUUGGAACAAUUACAUUAAUGAAACGAAGAGCGAAUACACAAUUCAUGGAUACCUUGAUCUACAUUCGUAUUCACAGGAGAUAUUAUACCCAUAUGCAUAUUCCUGCGAAGCAUUACCAAGGGAUUUGGAAAAUUUGCUGGAGCUUUCUUACGGAAUGGCAAAAGCUAUCAGAAAUAAAUCAGGCAAGUCUUACACUGUGUUGUCGUCGUGUCAGGACAGAGGCUCCGAUCUCAAACCGGGGCUUGGAUCCGGAUCGGCUCUGGACUAUAUGUAUCACCAUCGUGCACACUGGGCUGUACAGCUUAAGCUUCGUGAUACAGGAAAUCAUGGAUUUUUGUUGCCUCCAAAAUACAUUGUGCCUGUGGGUAACGAGGCAUAUGCAGCUUUGCGAUAUUUCUGUGAGUUCAUCUUGAACCCUGAAUUAUAA